ACUCGGGCCCGCCCGAAACAGGGCAGGCGACGGGUGUACUGGGAAGACUUGGCUGCUCGUCGCCGGUGCGCGUCGGCCUCGGUGGCGAGGGCUGCUGUUUACAAAGGACACAAAUUGUUUUACUACUUCUAGCUUUUUUCUAGUUUCUUCUAUAAAUCAAAACAUCUCAAAAUGGAGGCCUAAAACCCUUAAAAGGGACCUAGUCUAAUCUCGGGAGGUAGUUUUGUGCAUGAAAUAACAAAUUAAUAGUUAACUGAACUUUUGGUGUAGUAUCCAAAGAAUGUUAAUUUUUAAAAACCUAAUUAUAUGAACUGUAACUAUAAUGAUUUUUGAAUUUGAUUUGUAGAAGUAAAGAAGUUGGAAGAAAUGGUUGAAGCACUCUUUUCAAAGUUGGCUAGGCAAUCUCCUACUAAAUGCUGUUAGAGUAGAAAAAGUACCUGUGUUUGGUCAAAUUUAAAAAUGAGUGACAGUUACCAGGAACCAAGAGCUGAUAUUUCACUAUCUGCAAGAUUAGAGAAAUAUGCAAAUGAAGUAUUUGACAUAGACAAUGACAAAGAAUGUGAAAACCAAAACAUUUUAAUAAGUUCAACAAAUUUAGAGGAAAUAGGAAAGAUAAACAUGAUAACUGAUGAAGAAAUUAUCACGUAGAAGGCCACUGAUGUUUUAAAAGUCUAAAUUUAAGUUUUUUCAAAUAGUCUCUUAUCUCUGAGAAUGAUGAAGAUAAGAAUGAUGGCUAAAUGGUUACAUAUUUUUUUCAGAAAGGAAAUUUAUGUAAAGACAACUUUUUUUUUUUUAAAUAAUAAUGUGUAACAAUUUUGACUAUGGGAAGGCAUAGUGAAGUUGGUCACAGUAACUUUUGAGGAAAUAAUCAUUGGUAACAGUCUCUGAAGUUUCUUCUGCUACCUGGAAAUCCCAUUCAAAAAUAAGUCUUGAAGUCUACAUUAGAAAACACCAACAUCUGUGGGCUCAAAGAAACCAUACCUGCCAACCACUGGUAAAAAAACAAUCAUAGAGAUUACUAGUAUUAUUGACAGAUAACCUAUUUAUUAACAGCUUGUAUGUCAUAAUUGAAAACUUCUAAUUUUUGAGGUUUCUGUGAUAAUUUUUAGUUUGGUUUUUGUCAUGAUAAAUUCUGGCUCAAGGUACACUGUGAAAUAAUUUCUGACCCAAGACAAAUUUAUAUGAUUUGAUGAUUCAUCUUAGCAUAUAGACUUGGCAUUUUGUAACUUUUGAUUGUUUUAAAAAUUAAAUCCACUAUCCGAGAAAAUUUGAUGUAACCUGAAUAUAGCAAUGAACUUCAAUAUCAUUAUUGGUGAUUUGUGGCAGUCUCCAUUUUCAGCACCUUCUAUCUACCAUAAUUACCAAGGGUAAUUGGUUCUAGCCAAUUACAUCAUUAGAACAAAGAAAUGGUAACAUUGAGUUAUCUCAAUGGCAUGAAACUGGGUCCAAAAGACCAAAUAAGCAGAUACAUUAGUCUCUAAUGAUUUAUUUAAAAUAGAAUAUUUAAUUUUUUAAAAUUUCAUAACAUCACUAAGCAAAAAUGUUCCUGAUGGUCAAUGAGGAAGUAAUUAUUAUAUAAUAAAUAUUGAAAACAAGUUUUAGAUGGCAGUCCAUUCUGUUACUACUUAAUCUUCAGAGGGAAACUUCAGAUUUUUGUUCUACUUAUUAAAAUGAUCAUAAACGGAAGAACUACUUAAUUUGAGAAAGAUUUGGGAUAAACCAUAUUUCACUGAAUCUAAGAUGCCCUCACGUAUGAGUCAUACUAUUAUUUUAUGUAUGUCUAAGAAAUAAAAAUGUUGCUAACUAAAAUAUGCCAUUGAUUUAAACUACCUCUUUAUAACAGAUAUCAAAGCAAGUAUCUUUAAUUAAAUCAAUGACCUAUGGUAAUGUAAUCUUCCUGUGAGAUAUGAGAUCGAUCUUGUGCUAUUUUUUUUUUUGCUACCAAAUGUUACAAUUUCCAAACAAAACAAAACAAACAUACACUGAAUAUUUUUGUGUGUGAUGCUUAUGGAGCAUAGCUUUCUACCAUGAAAAGAAGCUAGCAUUAUGAGGCAGACACUUCUGCAGGUUGGUGAAGGCCACUGCUGUACCUUGGUGGUCUGCAAAAGCUGACCUAGGUGUAGAGGUGCUUCCUGAUAAUCUAAAACACUUUAUGCCUCUAGGAAGGAUUUUAAUUUUGUCACAGGUUACUAUGUAACAUCUUAUUUACAUUGUAUGUAUACAGGUUAUACAAAGAUGCGGUUGUAACUGUCCCUUAAUAUGCAUCAGUGUAGAAUUUAGACUCUCUCCAUGCUGAAACCCUAAAUGCAUAGAAGAAAGAAUGAAAGAAUUCUCAUUUUAGAUGUUCCACCUAGAAGUAAAACUGAUAAAAAAAAAAAAAAAAAACAUGCACAAAACUACCUCCCCAGAGAAAGGCUGGUCCCUUUUCCUCCUCAUCCAUUUCGUUAUGAACAUAGUAGAAAAUAGCAUCUUCUUAUCAAAUUUGAUGAAGAAUGCCAACUCGUUUAAAAUGAAGUACGACUUUUCAUGUGAACUGUAUCGGAUGUCCACAUAUUCGACUUUCCCCUCAGGGGUUCCCGUCUCUGAAAGAAGUCUUGCUCGUGCUGGUUUCUAUUACACUGGUGUGAAAGACAAGGUCAAAUGCUUCUGUUGUGGCCUGAUGCUGGAUAACUGGAAACAAGGAGACAAUCCUAUCGAAAAGCAUAAAAAACUGUAUCCUAGCUGCAGCUUUGUUCAGAAUCUAAAUUCAGUUAACAAUUCGAAAGCUACUUCUCAGCCUUCUUUUUCUUCUUCAGUAACAAAUUCCACACAUUCAUUACUUCCAAGUUUGGAAAACAGUGGAUAUUUUACUGGCUCUUAUUCAAGCUUUCUAUCAAAUCCUGUCAACUCCAGAGCAAAUCAAGAUUUUUCUGCCUUGAGAAUAAAUCCCUACCAUUGUUCAAUGAAUACUGAAAAGGCCAGAUUACUCACUUAUCAGAUGUGGCCAUUGACCUUUCUGUCACCUACAGAACUAGCCAAAGCAGGCUUUUACUACAUAGGGCCUGGAGACAGAGUGGCUUGCUUUGCCUGUGGUGGAAAAUUGAGUAAUUGGGAACCAAAGGACGAUGCUAUGUCAGAACACCUAAGACAUUUUCCCAACUGCCCGUUUGUAGAAAAUCAGUUUCAAGAUACUUCAAGAUACACCGUUUCUAAUCUGAGCAUGCAGACACAUGCAGCCCGCUUUAAAACGUUCUUUAACUGGCCUUCCAGUGUUCUGGUUCAUCCUGAGCAACUUGCAAGUGCAGGUUUUUAUUAUGUGGGUCACAGUGAUGAUGUCAAAUGCUUUUGCUGUGAUGGUGGACUGAGGUGUUGGGAGUUGGGAGAUGAUCCAUGGGUGGAACAUGCCAAGUGGUUUCCAAGGUGUGAGUACUUGAUAAGAAUUAAAGGACAAGAAUUCGUCAAUCAAGUUCAAGCCAGUUAUCCCCAUCUCCUUGAACAGCUGUUAUCCACAUCAGAUACCCCAGAAGAAGAAAAUGCAGAGUCACCAAUUGUUCAUUUUGGACCUGGAGAAAACCAUUCAGAAGAUGCUGUCAUGAUGAAUACACCUGUGGUUAAAGCUGCUUUGGAAAUGGGCUUCAGUAGAAACCUGGUAAAACAGACAGUUCAGAGUAAAAUCCUAACCGCUGGAGAGAAUUAUAAAACCAUCAGUGAUCUUGUAUUAGAUUUGCUUAAUGCAGAAGAUGAAAUAAGGGAAGAGGAAAAAGAAAGAGCAACUGAGGAAAAAGAAUCAGGAGAUCUAUUAUUAAUUCGGAAGAAUAGAAUGGCACUUUUCCAACAUCUGACUUGUGUAAUUCCAAUUCUGGAUAGUCUACUAACAGCCAGAGUGAUUAAUGAACAAGAGCAUGAUGUAAUUAAGCAGAAAACACAGACUUCUUUACAAGCAAGAGAACUGAUUGACACCAUUUUAGUAAAAGGAAAUACCGCAGCCACUGUAUUCAAAAACUCUCUACAAGAAACUGACCCUAUGUUAUACAAGCAUUUAUUUGUGCAACAGGACAUAAGGUGUAUUCGCACAGAAGAUACUUCAGAUCUACCAAUGGAAGAACAAUUGCGGAGACUACAAGAAGAAAGAACAUGUAAAGUGUGCAUGGACAAAGAAGUGUCCAUAGUGUUCAUUCCUUGUGGUCAUCUAGUAGUAUGCAAAGAUUGUGCCCCUUCUCUAAGAAAAUGUCCGAUUUGUAGGGGUACCAUCAAGGGUACAGUUCGUACAUUUCUUUCAUGAAGAAGGUCCAAAACUUUUGUCUAAACUCUGGAAUUAAGUAUAUUAUGAUUUUAACUUUUACAUUCAUUUGCUUUCCUUAAAUUUAUUUAUUUAUUUGCAACUUGAAAAAUUUUGUUUUAUAUAAAUAUGUUUAUGUAAAUAUAUACCUAAAAUACACAAACAAUAACAAGAGAAUGAUGGGCUUUUGUUCAUGGAAACAAAAAAUAUGAAUAGCACUACAAACAUAAUAAUAAAGUUUCAGCAUCAUUGAAAUUAUAAAUGAAGUAAUAUUUAAGAUAUAUAUUUGUCAAAUGACUUUUUUUUACGGACAUGGCAUUUUUGCAAAUAAUUUUAUGAGGAACAAUUUAAUAAAGCAAUGAAAAUUACUCUUAUUCUUGGUAUCUUGAUUUCUAUGAAAUUGGAUAGUUCAGUCACUCCAGAUUCUUUCUGUACCUCUUUAAGGCCUUUUGAAUGUUGGACUGAGGUCUAGUUCCCUUCUGGAAAGAUGCUUCUUCAUUUAUACUUGUAGAGCACAGUAUAAAUGUCCUUUUUUUUUCUGUAGGAUAUUAUGGGAUGCUUUAGACAAAAGUCAAGCAGUCCCCUCAGUAAGUUUGUUUUUUCACUUGCUUAUUGAUUCACCUAGGAAGUCAUGUGUGCCAGUCCUACCCACUGGGAGAAGACUUUUUUUUUUUG
Messenger RNA from Urocitellus parryii (Arctic ground squirrel), 4933 nucleotides. It is a transcript of the gene Birc3, whose product is annotated as baculoviral IAP repeat containing 3. The record is from RefSeq and is a predicted model, not a curated record. Gene Ontology annotation, biological process: positive regulation of protein ubiquitination; regulation of cell cycle; negative regulation of necroptotic process. Gene Ontology annotation, molecular function: cysteine-type endopeptidase inhibitor activity involved in apoptotic process; ubiquitin protein ligase activity. Gene Ontology annotation, cellular component: nucleus; cytoplasm. NCBI's taxonomy places the organism in Eukaryota, Metazoa, Chordata, Mammalia, Rodentia, Sciuridae.